CUUUACAGCUGAAACAGCUACAAAACAAGUUUUAGGAGUAAAUUCAUCUGAAGAAGAACAAACAUUAAAAACUUUACGAGCCAGAGAACAAGAACACCAACGGCGCUUGGAAAUUAUGGAAAAAGAACAUGAGAUUAAACUGGAAAUUCUUAGGAUUGAAAAAGAAACUGCAGAAAUCAACAGGGAUAUUGCUAGGAAACAACUGUUACGUUUGUCACAAAACCGAUAUUAUUCUAGUCAGUUGGGUGACCUUGGUAGUGGAGCUGGAAAAGGGGGUGGUGGUGGAGGUUCAAUUCGUGAAGCUGGUGGUGCUUUUGGGAAGAUAGAAGCUGGCAGGGAAGAAGAAUUUUUCUAUAAGCAGCAAAAGGAACAACUCAAGAAGCUGAAAGAGGACUUGAAAGAUGAAAUUAGUUUUCAUGAAGAACAAGUGAAACGGCACCAAGAGGCAAUAAAGCGCCACAAAGAGAGAGUGAAGGAUAUUGAAAGCAAGUCCAAGCACUAAAGGAUGACUGGAGAUGUUUUGUUAGAGCAUGUGCUGCGCCAUGAUGCACUUAAAGUUCUUUGUGCAUAUCUGUACUGUAUAGAACUACUGUAAAGGAAUGUUUUUGAAAAUGUACUUUUACAGACUGAUUAGCUGUUGAUUAAAAGCUUUAUGAGCAUAAUUUUCAAUACUUUUUGUGCAUAUUACUUUAUUAUGUAACAGAGUGGACUUUGCAUAUGAUGUAGAUAUAUACCUGUAAAAUGUCAUUAUAUUGUUUAUUUUAAAGUCACAAUAAAGAAUCACUUAACUCUUACUGAAA
Messenger RNA from Zootermopsis nevadensis, 800 nucleotides. RefSeq lists its product as uncharacterized. Gene Ontology annotation, biological process: negative regulation of ATP-dependent activity. The record is from RefSeq and is a predicted model, not a curated record. NCBI's taxonomy places the organism in Eukaryota, Metazoa, Arthropoda, Insecta, Blattodea, Termopsidae. Gene Ontology annotation, molecular function: ATPase inhibitor activity; DNA binding. Gene Ontology annotation, cellular component: mitochondrion.